This is a messenger RNA of Spodoptera exigua (beet armyworm), 417 nucleotides long. The record is from the annotation of a GenBank genome assembly. Lineage: Eukaryota; Metazoa; Arthropoda; Insecta; Lepidoptera; Noctuidae.
AUGCCACAAGCUCGCGCCGCAGUGGUGCUGCAACACUUCGCAUAUGCAUCUGUGGAAUGUCCGGACAUGCAGCCAGCCUUUAGUUUGCGAACUUCGAACUGGAAUGAGGUACUCGAGCAGACCACGACAGCUUGCACUCCUGCUCUUAGGUGCGGUACAUUGCAGAGUCGUGGAGAACUUUGGCAGAUCGGCACACCGGCGCUGCGUAUUGUAGAUGCAAGUGUUUAUGUGUUUGACGGGUGUGUGGCAGUGCGCGGCGCGAGUGGUAGAGGCGCGACCCAAAUCUGUGCAGCAGUGUCAUGUAAAUGUGACCGCAGCGAGUGGGCGCGCCGCGAUAACCUUACGACAACAAUGCGAACAAACCCGCGCCGGUUCCGUGGAAACACUCGACACUGCCUCACGCGGCAUGCUAACUAG